Eremomyces bilateralis CBS 781.70 is the source of this 1776-nucleotide messenger RNA. Its product is annotated as putative amino acid permease. Gene Ontology annotation, biological process: amino acid transmembrane transport. Bases 1 to 1776 code for a protein of 591 amino acids. NCBI's taxonomy places the organism in Eukaryota, Fungi, Ascomycota, Dothideomycetes, Eremomycetales, Eremomycetaceae. Gene Ontology annotation, molecular function: amino acid transmembrane transporter activity. The record is from RefSeq and is a predicted model, not a curated record. The transcript is spliced from 3 exons. Gene Ontology annotation, cellular component: membrane.
AUGUACACACCGUCCUCCACCGAAUCGCCCAGAAGAGCCUCACUUCCUCCCGACUACCUGGCAUAUGAAGGUGACACUAGAGACCCAAAGCUUCCCUUAUCCCGGCGCAUCAUCGACAGUUUCAAAAGAGACCCGGCACAUGUCCACACCAUCACACCACGGGGAGCAGUAGGUAGCGAUGGGAAGUUGUUCGACGUCGAGGGCGCUGCUGAGGCGACGGCGACGUCGCCUUUAUUGCGGAAGUUGAAGGGAAGGCAUUUGCAGAUGAUUGCAAUCGGAGGCUCAAUAGGAACUGGUCUUUUCGUCGGAUCAGGAAGUGCGUUGGCACAAGGUGGCCCAGCUUCAUUAUUGCUGGCUUUCUUGUUGGUUGGGAUCAUGAUGUAUUGCACCGUCCAUGCUCUGGGGGAAAUGGCGGUGCUCUUCCCCGUCGCUGGAUCCUUUUCCGCAUAUUCCACGCGGUUUUUAGAUCCAGCCUGGGGGUUCGCCAUGGGUUGGAACUAUGUCCUCCAGUGGCUCGUCGUUCUACCCCUCGAGAUCGUCGCCGCCUCGCUCACCAUUGAAUUUUGGAAUCAUGGCAGGAUCCACAGCGGUGCCUGGGUUGGCAUCUUCCUCGUCCUUAUCGUCAUCAUCAAUCUUUUCGGGGUCAAAGGCUACGGUGAAGCGGAAUUCGUUUUCAGCAUUAUCAAGAUCACCGCGGUCAUCGGCUUCGUCAUCUUAGGCGUUAUCCUCAACCUGGGCGGGGGUGAGGACGGCUCCUACAUUGGCGGUCGCUACUGGCGCGAUCCUGGCGCCUUUAAUAAUGGCUUCAAAGGCCUCUGCUCCGUCUUCGUUGUUGCUGCCUUCGCCUUCGCAGGGACCGAACUGGUUGGCCUUGCUGCCGCCGAAACCGCGAAUCCGCGUAAAUCACUUCCGACCGCGGUUAAGCAGGUCUUCUGGCGUAUCACCCUCUUCUACGUCGUCUCCCUUCUGCUUGUGGGGCUACUCGUCCCCUACAAUGAUGAGCGACUCCUUGGGAACCCCGAGCUCUCUAUUGACACGAAUGCCUCGCCUUUUGUCCUCGCCAUUCAAAACGCUCGCAUCGAAGGCCUCCCCUCCGUCAUGAACGCUGUAAUCAUGAUUGCGGUCCUCUCCGUUGGCAAUUCAUCCAUCUACGGCAGCUCGCGCACAUUGGCCGCGCUCGCCGAGCAAAACCAAGCGCCGCGAAUUUUCGCCUAUAUCGACCGACAAGGUCGCCCCAUCGUAGGUAUCGGCCUCGCGUCCGCACUCGGCCUGCUCGCCUUCCUGGCCGGCACCAACCGGGAACAGGACGCCUUCAACUGGAUGCUCGCCAUCUCGGGCCUAUCCAGCAUCUUCACCUGGGGCUCCAUCUGCCUCGCGCACAUCCGCUUCCGCAAGGCGUGGAAGGUGCAGGGCCAUACGCUCGACGAGCUGGCGUUCCGCAGCCAACCCGGCGUGAUCGGCUCCUGGAUUGGGUUCAUUUUCAAUGUGCUCGUCCUCAUCGCCCAGUUCUGGAUCGGGUUUGCGCCGGUGGGAUACGCCGACAAGACGCCGCGCGAAAACGCCGAAGCUUUCUUCUCCGUCUAUCUGGCCGUUCCGAUCGUCAUCGCGUUCUAUCUGCCGUACAAGUUGUGGCUGCGCACGAGAGUCGUGAGGAGCCAUAAUAUGGAUCUCCAUACCGGGAUUCGAGAGCUGAAUCUUGCAGAGCUCGUGGCGGAUGAGAGGGCGGAGAGGAAGUCCUGGCCGAGAUGGAAGCGAUUCUACAAAUACUUCUGCUAA